This is a messenger RNA of Lathyrus sativus (Indian pea), 1212 nucleotides long. NCBI's taxonomy places the organism in Eukaryota, Viridiplantae, Streptophyta, Magnoliopsida, Fabales, Fabaceae. The record is from the annotation of a GenBank genome assembly.
AUGGCAAAGAUUUCCCUCUCAAUAACACUUGUGAUUCUCUUCUGUGGUUUAGCUCUUGCAUCAAGAACAAAAAUAUUACCUCUCAGCAGCACUAUUACUGCAUUGGCACCAGAACUCAGUGAUGGUGUUUGCUCAUCACUAGUCAAGACACAAGGCUAUGCUUGUGAAGAACACUUGGUAACAACAAAAGAUGGUUAUGUUCUCAACAUGCAGAGAAUUCUACCAAGGGGGAAACCUGGAAAUAACAUACCAGUUGUGCUACAGCAUGGACUAUUCAUGGAUGGUGUGACAUGGUUAUUGCUAGCACCAAGCCAAUCUCUUGCAUUCCUUUUGGCGGAUAAUGGUUUUGACGUUUGGAUAGCUAACUCGCGCGGAACCAAAUAUAGUCAUCAACAUACAUCCUUUUCUAGUAACAGCUCGGAUUAUUGGAAUUGGUCAUGGGAUGAAUUAGUUGCAUAUGAUCUUCCAGCAACAUUCGAGUAUGUGCAUGAUCAAACUCGACAAAAACUACACUAUGUUGGUCACUCGCAGGGAACUUUGGUUGCAUUGGCUGCUUUUUCAAAAGAUCAACAACUGGACAAGUUAAGAUCAGCUGCCUUGCUUUGUCCAAUUGCUUAUGUUGGUCAGAUGACCUCACCACUAGCUAAAAAGGCCGCUGAUAAUUUCAUCGCAGAGUCACUGUACAAAUUAGGAAUUUUCGAGUUUAGUCUGAAAGGGGGAUCUGUUGUAAAGUUUCUUAAGGACAUGUGUGCAGGAACUUCUAUCGAUUGCACCAACUUGUUUACAUCUUUCACAGGUCCGAAUUGCUGCGUAAACCCUUUGAUGAUGAAUACGUUUUUGGAUCACGAGCCUCAGCCAACAGCAACAAAGAACAUGAUUCAUCUAUCUCAGAUGAUCAGAGAAGGAACCAUAUCAAUGUUUGAUUAUGAGAAUCAAGACGAGAAUAUUAGACACUACGGACAGUCCACUCCACCGAUAUACGACAUGACAAGACUUCCGAACGAUCUUCCUCUCUUUGUUAGUUAUGGAGGCGCUGAUGCACUUUCUGAUGUUAAAGAUGUGCAACUUCUGUUAGAAAGUCUGAAAGAUCAUGAUUCAGAUAAACUAGUAGUUCAGUACAGAAAUGAUUAUGCACAUGCAGAUUUUGUUAUGGGACAAAAUGCUAAACAAGAUGUAUACGAACCUCUCAUAUCUUUCUUUAAGCUUCAGUGA